Messenger RNA from Larimichthys crocea (large yellow croaker), 1853 nucleotides. RefSeq names its product GRB2 related adaptor protein 2b (gene grap2b). NCBI's taxonomy places the organism in Eukaryota, Metazoa, Chordata, Actinopteri, Sciaenidae. Bases 128 to 1117 code for a protein of 329 amino acids. The transcript has 7 exons. Gene Ontology annotation, molecular function: protein binding. The record is from RefSeq and is a predicted model, not a curated record.
UUCAGUUCUGACUGGUUGGGAGAUAAUCCAGACUGGAUGAUCACUGUCCAAACCGGAGCUGAGGUGGCCUGAACGACUGUGGUUAAAGUCACCUGGGUCUGGUGUGAAUGACAGUCGUCUCAACAACAUGAGCACUAACGAACCAAGUGGAAACAGUGCUUGGUCAACGAUCCCGCCUAGGAAAAUACCUGGAUCUUCCUACAACCUAGUCCAGUUGCCCCAGAUUGAACCCUUCUCUAAAAAAAUCUGUGUAGUACAGUAUACUCACCUCGAUUAUGAUUGUGUCUCACUAUGUCAGAUUCUGCAGACCACUGGAAAUUGGUACAAAGCAGAACUAAGUGGAGUUGUGGGGUUUGUACCCCAAAACUUCAUUGACAUUCAUCUGCCCAGCUGGUACCAGGAGGACUAUAGUCGCAGCGAGGCCCAGGAGAAACUAAUGUCGCAGCCUGCGGGGACCUUCAUCAUAAGGGGCAGUCAGAAUGGAGUCCCUGGUGACUUCUCCAUCUCUGUCAGACAUGCAGCACAUGUGCAGCACUUCAAGGUGAUGCGGAACAGCAGAGGGCAGUAUUAUCUCUGGUCUGAAAAGUUCCCUUCUCUCAACCAGCUGGUGGAAUAUUACAAAAAAAACUCUGUCUCCAAACAAAGUCAGAUGUUCCUGAAAGACACAGACCAACAGAAAUGGCGCAGCAAAGGCUCAGAAAUGUUUCCUCCUCUACCUGUUCCUUCACACUCCAGCGGUUCACCUACACCUGCACCACAACAGCAACGGCCGAGCAGAGGCUCAGAAAUGUUACUUCCUCUACCCAUUCUUCCACUCUCCAGUAGCUCACCUACACCUGCACCACGACAGAAAAGACACGGCAGAGGCGCUGAAAUGUUACUUCCUCUACCCACAUUUCCACGCUCCAGCAGCUCACCUGCUGCACAACAGCACAAAACCUCAUCCACGCUGCAAGUCAGAGCUCUGUACAGUUUCCAUGCUGAAGAGAGGGACGAGCUGGAGUUCAACGCCGGCGAUAUCAUAGAGGUCUUGGAGAGCUCCGAUAAGGACUGGUGGAAAGGCAAGCUCAGGGGCAAAACGGGACUGUUCCCCAGCAAUUACAUCAAACCCAUCUGAGAGGAAGACACACAGACAAGCACAUUUAAUAUUACAGUAACUAUAUGUCUAAGGUUUAAUCUUGUAACUUGACCCUAACAAAAGGCAUGUCCCAUGUCUUGUGUCAGCUGCCUAUGUUAAAAUGGAGACUUGAAAACGUGUUAGCUGAGGUGCACACAGAUCUACUGAUCAUGGGUUUCUAUUUCUCAUCAUUACAGACAAUUAAUAAAACUGUUGUAAAACACUUUUCAGAAUUUUCACAUAAACAGCAUUUACUGAAGUCAAUAUUAGUACAUUUAUUUAUUAGGCUAUCAUAAAGAUGAGGAAUUUGAGAUGAAGACAUUUGGUUUUACAAAGUGAUCGAUAGCACAAAAAAGUCAAAUUAAUGACAUUUGUAUACACAAACAUAUGUUUGUAUUGUAGUUAUAUAACAUUAUAUAUAAUAUAACACAGCUGUCCUUUUUUUAUAUAUAGAAUACAGUCUGAAUAUUAGACAUAAAAGUAACCUGCAAUAUACAAGUAAUGUAACAAUAUUUAAUUUAGGAUUUUUUAAAACAAAUUUAAUACUUUAUAUUGUUGGUUCCAUAAACUGAAACUCAGGUCUGCCACUUUGUAAGUCCAACAUAAUGUAAAAAUCCGGUCUGUGUAAUGUUACUGUAAUCUAAGAACCUCUGAAUUUGUAGCUCGUUGCCCAUAGAAAUGUUCUGCGAAGCCUAAAUGUUCAUUGUAUUAGUUUUGUGUGUUGUGAUCAUGUCUG